Messenger RNA from Elgaria multicarinata webbii, 1808 nucleotides. RefSeq names its product cell division cycle 45 (gene CDC45). The record is from RefSeq and is a predicted model, not a curated record. Gene Ontology annotation, biological process: mitotic DNA replication preinitiation complex assembly; double-strand break repair via break-induced replication; DNA replication initiation. Lineage: Eukaryota; Metazoa; Chordata; Lepidosauria; Squamata; Anguidae. The transcript has 19 exons. Gene Ontology annotation, molecular function: chromatin binding; DNA replication origin binding; single-stranded DNA binding. Gene Ontology annotation, cellular component: DNA replication preinitiation complex. Bases 26 to 1726 code for a protein of 566 amino acids.
UCCGCGGGGGCUUCGCUCUGCGGCCAUGUUCCUGACGGACUUUCGCAAAGAGUUCUAUGAGGUGGUCGUGAACCAGCGGGUGCUACUGCUUGUUGCUUCAGAUGUCGAUGCAUUGUGCGCUUGUAAAAUAGUCCAAGCAUUAUUUCACUGUGAUCAUGUGCAAUAUACUUUAGUCCCAGUUUCUGGAUGGCAAGAACUUGAAACUGCAUUUCUUGAACAUAAAGAUCAGUUCCAGUAUUUUGUUCUAAUAAAUUGUGGUGCCAAUGUUGACCUGCUGGACGUUCUUCAACCUGAGGAAGACAUAAUUUUCUUUGUGUGCGACACUCACAGGCCGAUCAACGUAGUGAAUGUUUACAAUGAGACACAGAUCAAGCUCCUGGUUAAGGAAGAUGAUGAUCUCGAAAUUCCUGCCUAUGAUGAUAUCUUCAGGGAUGAGGAGGAUGAAGAGGAAGAUUCUGGGAAUGAAAGUGAUGGAUCAGAGCCUUCAGGAAAGCGUAGACGAUUUGAAGAGGAAAUAGUGGAAAGAACAAUGAAAAGACGGCAAAGAAGAGAAUGGGAGGCACGCAGGCAAGAAAUUAUUUUUGACUAUGAGCAGUAUGAAUAUCACGGGACUUCAUCUGCCAUGAUGAUGUUUGACUUGGCAUGGAUAAUGUCGAAAGAUCUGAAUGAUAUGUUGUGGUGGGCUAUUGUUGGGCUAACGGAUCAGUGGGUUCAAGACAAAAUCACUCAGAUGAAAUAUGUAACGGACAUUGGAACCCUACAGCGUCAUGUCUCCCGGCAUAACCAUCGCAAUGGAGAUGAAGAGAACUCCCUUUCUAUUGACUGCAUGAGAAUAGCUUUUGAAUAUGACUUGUGCCUCGCACUCUACCAACACUGGUCUCUGUUUGAAAGCUUUUGCAAUACUUGUUACACUUCUGCUAGCUUCAAGCUUUGGUCUGUGCAAGGGCAGAAGAGACUGCAGGAAUUCCUUGCCGAUAUGGGGUUACCUUUGAAGCAAGUAAAACAGAAAUUCAAUUCUAUGGACAUUUCCUUGAAAGAGAACUUACGGGAGAUGAUUGAAGAAUCUGCAAAUAAGUUUGGAAUGAAGGAUUUAAGAGUACAAACCUUCAGCAUCCAUUUUGGUUUUAAAAAUAAGUUUUUAGCCAGUGAUGUAGUGUAUGCAGUUGCUUCUUUAAUGGAGAAUAUGGAGAAAGAUGAAAGUGGAACUGAUAACUUUAUCAAGGCUUUGGAUAGUCUUUCCAGGAGUAACCUGGACAAAUUGCAUCAAGGACUGGAGCUAGCAAAAAAGCAACUGUGUGCCAUUCAGCAGACUGUAGCCAGCUGCAUCUGCACCAAUCUUGUAAUCAAUCAGGGGCCGUUCCUUUACUGCUAUCUUAUGGAGGGCACACCAGAUGUGAAAUUGUUCUCCAGGCCGAUAUCAUUAUGUCUGCUCAGUAAAUACUUACUCAAGUCCUUUGUUUGUUCUACGAAAAACAAGCGCUGUAAACUGCUGCCAAUGGUUAUGGCAGCACCGAUGGAUAUCCAACAAGGGACAGUGAUUAUGGUGGGGAUUCCACCACAUACAGAAAGCUCUGACAAAAAGAACUUUUUCGGAAGGGCAUUUGAAAAAGCUGCAGAGAACACCAGUUCUCGAACUUUACAUAACCAUUUUGACAUGUCUAUAAUUGAAUUGAAAAUGGAAGAUAGGAGCAAAUUUCUGGAUGCACUUAUUUCUCUUUUGUCUUAAUGGUAAGGUGGUGUUGAAUUUUGAACCAGUUAGAAUUUAUUCUGCAUUGUAUAAUUGAUUAUUUUUUAUUUAAAAUUUCCCC